This is a messenger RNA of Pocillopora damicornis (cauliflower coral), 498 nucleotides long. RefSeq names its product intermembrane lipid transfer protein VPS13A. Gene Ontology annotation, biological process: protein targeting to vacuole; protein retention in Golgi apparatus. The record is from RefSeq and is a predicted model, not a curated record. Lineage: Eukaryota; Metazoa; Cnidaria; Anthozoa; Scleractinia; Pocilloporidae.
UGAGACAAGUCCGAAUACUGUUGUUUCUGUUUGUGCUAGGGUCUUAUCCAAGGUCCUGGCGAGUUCGCAGAGGGUUUGAUGAUUGGCGCCAAGAGCUUGUUUGGUCACACUGUUGGUGGAGCGGCUGGUGCAGUCUCUCGUAUAACUGGAACGCUGGGAAAAGGUAUCGCUGCACUAACAAUGGAUGAUAAAUACCAACAGGAGAGGAGGCAGGCGAUGGGAAAGAAACCUGUUAAUGUCAAAGAAGGACUCACAAGGGGUGGGAAGGGACUACUUGAAGGCGUUGUGGGAGGUGUGACAGGGAUAGUAACCAAACCAGUGCAGGGCGCAAAGGCUGGUGGUGCCGCGGGGUUUUUCAAGGGACUGGGAAAGGGUGUAGUUGGUGUAGUGGCACGUCCUGCCGGAGGUUUGGUUGACUUUGCGAGCAGCACAUUCGAAGGAAUUAAAGGGUUAGUAACAUUUCAAAACUUAACGUCUUUUUAAAGUACGUUAUUGUUU